Varroa destructor (honeybee mite) is the source of this 8174-nucleotide messenger RNA. RefSeq names its product nucleolysin TIAR-like. Gene Ontology annotation, cellular component: nucleus. The record is from RefSeq and is a predicted model, not a curated record. Gene Ontology annotation, molecular function: mRNA binding. Lineage: Eukaryota; Metazoa; Arthropoda; Arachnida; Mesostigmata; Varroidae.
UCAAUUUUAUUUCAACAAUGUAAUUUAUCGUAACGAGAGAAGACUGAAAAGAUUAUUUUUGUACUCUUUUUAGUCUGAGUUUUCAGCCAAUUAACUUUUAGGAGACUAAAAACUCACCGUCGUAACGCAACCGAAUUAUGCUAUUUAAACUUCCCGCGCCACCGAAACCCGUUUCGAAGCUGCCUAGUUAAAUUCCGUUCCACAUAGAAGGUUCAAUUCGAUAAGAUCGCCGCAGUUCGCACCAAGAUGAGACUAUGCGCAUCUUCAUGAUGUGGACGAAAACAAAAAACUGAAAAUACCCGCAUGGAUUCAUACGUUGUAUAGAAAUUUCGUAAACAAUAAACGGUCGAUUGUCGUAUGCUGGGAGGGCGACACAAAUACGAUUAGUGACUAGCACGUUGUGUCAGCGUGGUCGAUAAAGCCGAAGCUACUAUCAACGCCACUUCGCCCAUCGCUAGCGCCAUAGUGUACAGGCCAGAUUGAGCUUCUUUUAUAAGAUCGUGAGUGGUGGCUAGUGAGUGAUCCCGUGCGGCGGUGUCAGCCUUGGCUCUGUUAGCGCUUCAGCUGCGUUUUUCGAACGACUAGCAGCGGGUCCAUUUUGUGUGAGAGCGUCUGCUACUUGCGUUGCGACGGUGGUAGUGCCAGACCGGCGGGCUGACGAUCAGCUCGAAAGUAGGCUCUCCUCUGCUGUUUUCGUGGCUGGCGAUCCACGAUCGUCAUUGUUGUUCCUGUGUAUGUAAGUGUCUGCUGUGUUUUUCGCUCGACCCACCAUUGUCUGUCUGUAUUGCCCGUCGUCGGUUCUCAUCGCUCGUUGCCAUUUGUCUGGUGUAGUGGUCGUUGUCUACCACAUUGGCAGCCGCCGCCGCCGCCGCCGAGCGCUAGUUGAAUACUACUAGAUUUUGAGAGCCGAUCUGACGAGCCGCCAGCCGUGCCUCUGGUGCCGACGACGACCGUACGGUUAUGCUGCUGCUGCCGCUACAAGAAUAAGUCUACUUAUUACUUACUGGCUGGCUGGCUGGCUGACUGACCGAUUGUUGCUGCUGCUACUGCGUGUGCAGUUGGCUUGAGUGGUUGUGGCUGGUAGUAGAAGCUGCUGCUACUACAGUUGCUGCGAAUACCGUACAAUCAACUGCAACAAUUGUCUGUCCCAAAAAACGUUUGUCUGCCGCUACUGGCUCAGGUUCAGUCGACUCCAAAGCUCCUGUUACUGCUGUUCCAAGCGCCGUCGCCGUGUCGUCAGCGACGACAUCCUCUGUGCUUGGUCCGAUCCCGGCUGCCGGCCAGAAGAUUCGCGGCGCUUUGUGGUGGGGAUGCAUGUGUUGUCUGUCGAAGCUCUAUCCAGUGUGAGCCCGUCAAUGUUACCGCUCGUGUGACCAAAAAGUCCAGGCGGCAUCAACAACUCACAUACAUUUCGUCGUUCCCAAAACGAAACGAUAGGAAUAACCGGCUUACGAGUACCUACGACUAACCGACGACUUCCACCUACCUGUGCCUAUAGCGUGAGUGUUUGCCCUGUCCAGCCCCCUCCCGCGUACGUUCCUAUUCCUUCACAUACAACUUCACGUGCAGCUGCCGGCAGCUAACCAACAAGUGCUGAAGCAAGCGGCACUGUGCGGGCGUGCAUGAGUGCGUGCGUGUGCCUGUAUGUCGAUUGCUCAGCCUAUUAAAGAAAUCAGUGAGUGCGAUUGUGACGACGACGAUUGCUGCUGCUGUUGUUAUUGCUGCUGCUAUUGGAAGCGUUUCUCUUCUCGCUCCUGUAUGUGUGUGCGUCUCGUUUCCGUAAAAGUUGUGUCGUGGCCCUUCGUCUAGCGGUGGCGUCCGGCUGUGGUCGUGCUUGUCGUCGCCGUAUCAAUUCCCCGCUGUUGCUGCUACUAUUACUACAGAGCAGAGCGGUUGCUGCUGCUGCUGCUGCUGCUGCUGCCGCCGCCGCCGCCGCCGCUGCUGCUGCUGCUGCUGCUGUUACCCCGUACCAUGUUGUGACUGCCUGGCUAUUAUACAUACCUACUUCCAGUGUUUUGCUACUAUGACCGCUGACGAUUAUUAAACAUUGACUGGAGGACUCAGUGGCCAACAACAGUCGAUAACAUCAACGGGAACAACAACAACGACGACUGACAUAACGCUACAGCAGCAGCUACAACGACUAACGACUACUAUAAACUUCGACAACGCACUUCAUAGUGCUCUUUUGUACCAUUCGGCGGUUCUUGAGCUUACUGCAUCGCACCAUCGCCAGCUGGACAGAAAACAAAGCUGGUUAAUUUUUACCAGCUCGCUUUCUACCGAAACCGACAGCAUAUCAUUGUUUAUGCAGGAAACGUUGGUACUACUUUAUUUACCAACUGCCAUCUACCUCUUGGUUCGCUUGUUUAUCAGCGUGUACACCAUUGUUGUGAACGUGGAAGUGCGUGACUUAGAGUGGCCGGUUACUUCCUAGAGCCUAUCAUUGGUGGCUGUUUGCGUGUUCUUCGGUGACAUACUCACUGAAAGACACGAACCAGCGAGUAAAUCGGAUUGCAAGCUGCCAACCCAAAAUAUUGGCGAGUCUCACUCUUCGUUGCAACUCUGAGAAGUAGCCCAACGGUGUAGUGACAGUUUAUUUACGUGCUGUCGCUGUUGGGUAGAAGUCCGUUCGUUAUCUUUUCCUGCCAGAAAUUGUCUACUGAGCCGGGAAAAGAGAUGUCGCAAGCAGGCGGAGCGGCCGACGUGGACCAGCCGCGCACGCUGUACGUCGGCAACCUCGAAUCGGGCGUCACGGAUGAGCUCGUGGCAGCACUGUUUGGUCAAAUCGGCCCUAUUCAAGGCUGUAAGAUUAUCACAGAGUCCGGUGGCGAUCCGUACGCUUUCGUCGAAUUCGUCAAUCAUACGGACGCAAGCGCUGCACUGACUGCCAUGAACCAGAGAAUGUGUCUCGGCAAGGAGCUACGCGUCAACUGGGCUUCUUCCGCGGUCCAGCACAACCAGGCACAUCAUCGACAGGACACAUCCAAACACCAUCACAUCUUCGUCGGUGAUCUCUCGCCACAGGUAGAGACGCAUGAACUUCGUGAGGCAUUCGCGCCCUUCGGUGAAAUCUCCGAUUGUCGUGUUGUCAAGGAUUCGGCCACACAAAAGUCGAAAGGCUACGGUUUUGUUUCGUUUAUGAACAAAGAAGAUGCCGAAAACGCAAUUCAAAUGAUGAAUGGUUCGUGGUUAGGCAGUCGCGCGAUUCGCACAAACUGGGCUACUCGUAAGCCUAUGCAGAAAGAUGAAACUCUCGCACACGGCGGCCAUGGUGGUCAUCACAAAAAUCUGAGUUAUGACGAAGUCUAUAAUCAGUCAUCGCCAACUAACUGUACCGUUUAUUGCGGUGGCUUAGGACCGGCUGCAUCUUCGGAAGACGCUCUUCGUCAAGCAUUUGAGGAGUUCGGAGAAAUCAUUGACAUUCGUGUGUUCAAAGAGAAAGGUUACGCGUUCGUGAAGUUUGGUGCGAAGGAGUCAGCGUGCCGGGCUAUCGUCGCUCGACACAACCAGGACCUAGGUGGUCAACCAGUUAAAUGUAGCUGGGGAAAAGAGCAGGAACAGCCACCGCAACAACAUUAUCCUUACGGUGAUCCCUACCAGAUGAACUAUUGGUAUACGGGUUAUGGACGCGUCGACGGGGGAUAUCAUCCCCAGAUGAAUCAGAUGGGCGGCGAUUACAUGAACCAGAUGUAUUCGCCAGCAGCGCCGUAUGGCCAAUACUAUCAGCAAUAUCCGAUGAUGGGAAUGCCGCAGGGAGGCCCAUCCGGCGCAGGCCCAAUGCCCAUGCCCCCGUAUCCACCCCAGCAGCAGUAUCCUACUCAGUAAAGCUGUCGUCAGUAAACACCCUUCUCGGUCCGCUUAAGAGCGUAUCAUAAGAACGUCCCAUCGCCCAUCACCAACGUCGACAGGUGGAUCAAUCAGGGAUGGCCGCAAUGACAUCUACAAUGAUUCAAGUGGGAACAUGACGAAGCCGCGGUGGAGGCAACAAAGGCUAUGAAUCUGUCAUAUACAAUAAGGGUAAAGUGAGGUCGAUGGUGUAGUUAGCUUCUUUAACCUUAGUUUAUUCUCAACGGAAGCAUACUACCCUUCGAGAAAUGUAAGAUGAUAUAUGGAGUUCGAUUAGAGUUAAAGGGCGGCUUUUGUCUGUAGUAUUGGGAGCGAGAAGGAUAGGGGAGGAUUCGUAAGGUUGGUGCUGUGUGAGUGGGGCUAAACGGGUAAGGUUACAAGAUGCUACGACACGAUGCUAGAAGAAGAACAACGUUCUAGUUUCAUAAAACGGCCAGACAGUUUGUGAAAGCUACGCAGCGAUAAAGAGACUGAGAGCACGAUGAGAACAAGCAAUCAAAGAGUACGAGAUAAAUAGGAGAUGUAACAGACAAUAUGGAACGAUCAACAGGUGAUGAGACAAUGACUCGAAAAAUGUUGAAGACUGAUAAACAAAACAUAACAAUAAUAUAAAAAGGGGGCAGCUUCUUACGGUUCAAAAUAAUACUUCGGUAGGGGAUGCCGGUGCGGAAAUGUGCAAACAUAUAGGGAAGUUUUUUUCGGAGUGCUGGUUUGGCGCACGCUAUCUCUAUGACGUGGUCAUAACAACGGAUUUGUUCGAUUCGUUCUUCUUGUAUGUUUUACGUUGCUGACGGACGGUGACAAUAAGGAAUUCAAGCCAGAGGAAGAAAGUAAACGUAGUCCGUGUAUAUAAAAAGUCGAUCUUGAUCAUUUUUCAUUAAUACUUUGAACAGCACAAAACAACGAUUUUGGAUCUGACGCUGCUUACGCGUCCUUUCAUUCUGAAAUAACGAUAGAAAGCUUGUUCACUAUAGUUAAGUUGCUAGAAACAAAUAAUGUGGUCGUUCCCGGGAAUUUCCGGAUUGCAUGCACACCACCGAUCGAUGGUAACUAUUAACAAACAGAUAAAACGCAAUGCAAUAUACCAACCAAGUCGUUUAUGGAUCAACGACUAGAUUAUUCCUGACAUUGAGAGUAGUCACCGCUCAAGCACGAGUCGCUGCCCUCCUGGACAGGUCGACACAUAAAUACAUCGAUAGUGCAGGGAUCUUGCGCAUGUUGCUAUUGGAGAGCCCCUUGGCAGGGAUCAAGAUAGGACGGAAGGAAAAUAACAUGUGUGCCUAAGAGUAACGUACUCGAUUCAGGUUCGUACUUGAUUCGUAAGAAAAACGCAUUGCUACCAGAGUAUAACAUUCGAAAACUGCAGCAGUUUCGUAAGUCAUAAUUAUGCAUAGGAUAACUUGUGGAAAUGCAUUGCUAAUAAUUAGUCAAUGUUCUUUUCGAAAUACACUGCUCGAUGCGAUAUAAUAUCAAGUUUAUGAUGAAGUUAACGCGCGGUUGUGCGUAGAUGUUUUGUAGCGACGAGGAUUUCAGAGCAUACAAGGAACACUGCUAAUCGUAAUAGUAUGAUAGAAUUUACAAGUCGCCAAUAGAAUCUGUUUGAUCGAUGGUAGUAGAAGUAUAAGGUUGAUUUUGUCUCUCGUGGAUGUCAGCGACAACAUCAAUACCCGAGCAUAAGAGGAAAACGAAAGAAGUGUCAAUAGAUCCAGCGGAGUGCAAGAAGGCUUACAAAAUGAGAAAACCCGCUUCAUGAGAAUGUUGUUUAAAGGAACAUCGAUUAAUUGAUGGCUUGCUUGGUGCGGUAUGGUAUGGCCAUAAUAGACGUCCGGAGCAUGCUGUGCGUGCCACCUUACCGCUUGAAUAUCGUAAUGAUGAUGACCAUUAUAUAUGAAAUAUAAUUACUAUUAUUAUUAUUAUGCAUAACACAGUAAUAUAGAUGAUCUAAAAUGCUACUCUGUCGCCGAACAAUGGGCUACGCAUCUAUGAUCAGAAAUGGUGUUUGUUAUUUGAGAAAAAAAAGAAUUUUGUUAGAAAUAAUGAUGUUGAGCGAUAUAGUUAGUUCGAUAGUAGCUUGAAAAUACGAUGCAUAAUGGGAUAAGAGUAAGUGAAGUUGAUGGAAUGUGAAAGUUAAUUGCCACAUUGACAAUGCUGUAUCAAUAUUACUGACAAUGGAACAGUACUAUUGCGAGCGAAGGUGACAUGUAGUGAACUACGUUGAUUGUAUUCGAGAAGGUGAAAAUAUUAAGGGAAAUAUAAGGGAAAAAUAUCAAGUGACGAUCAAAUAAGCCCCAAAUGGGUAAGUUCAAGUUGGUAUAUGAUUUGCACGCGAAAGUGCUAUCGGCUAUACGCUCAACAACACAGCAGUAACAAAAACAGUCCUAGAAACGCAGAGAUAACAACAAUAACAUGAGCGACGAAGCAGGAGAAGUGAUUUCGCCCGAGUCACUUCUAGCUGUGUCGUUGUAGUGACGUUAGAUCCACGAUGUGAUACCUUCAUACGGGGCGAGGUUAAGUAGUCCAAAAUUCAGGAGGAGAGGUUUUUAGACGAACGCAGACAUACCUAGGUAUGGAUGGAGCAAAACAAUCGAACGUUGAAGAACAACAAUACAAUGCUGACAACAACUCACCAUGCAGUUUCUAUGCGCGAAAAUCAGCUUGACAGCUCGACGAACAAGCAAACUAUAAAAAGCGGGUGGCAUUUUGGAAUUAUCAAGAGUGUACACUGUAGUAAAUAUAUAUAAACGUAAGUAACAGAUAUGUAUCAAUACCAUAUAUGGUACAACACAGUAAAAAAAAUUAUAGGGAAUACGAGUCAAGUGUAAUAAAGCCAGUGGACAGCUAGGAGUAUGCUGAUAAGUGAGCGGAAACUGCACAUAUAGGUAUUGCAUCAAGAGAACUAUAACCGAAAACAUGUUAAGCAGCAGUGGGUAGUGCGGAGAGUAACUGGAAUGAGGCGGAUAUUAAUACAGCUAUAUUUAUGAAACGUCGACUAUUACUAUUACUAUCGAAAUUAGCGACGAUGGUGACUAAAUGCCGACAAUGGUGUUGAAAAUAAAGCGUACUUUAAGACGCUUUAAAAUUAGCAAAAGAGAGAAAUGAAGUAUAUUUUCUAAGUACAUGAAGCAAACAUGCCGUGUAGACAAUAACGACAAUUAUAAAAUGAAAAUUAGAUAUUAACCUUUAAAGCAAAUCCUCUGAUGCAGAUCUAAAGUAACACCACCGGGAAACUAUUUUCCAUGAUUUCGUGACAGUUGACAGAUAACGGUUACGGUAGAGACUAUAGAAUGGUUAGUAACAAUUCACUGGGCCGAUACCACAGAAGACUGGAUAAGUGCUUCAAGUUUGCAGUCGAUGGUGAAACUGCGAGUACGCAGUGAGUAGAUCCAUCUUAUCGCUUCUUCUAGACAACGUUAAUCAUGCCAGCAUAAUCCUUUCGCAUAUUAUUCGGACGUGCGACUUACAAGGGGUGAAGUGAACUCUCUAAAGAUGUCUGAUUUCAAGUUGAUACAGCUGACGCAGCGCGACAAGCAGGAACCAGCAGAAAAGUUAGCCAACAACGACGUGUGCGGUCUUUAACUCUGAGAGGAAACCGGUAACUGGAACGAUACUAGAUAACCACAUGGUAGGCAUAAGUCUGUGGAAGUAUAGAAUGAAAAUUUCUAGGAGAAAGUAAGGGUCCUGAAACGAAAAUUCGAGGCCUCACUGAGUGAACGAACGACUGACUACAAGUCUUUUUCACCUUCUAUUCUAUAUCAAAACGAUUAUUUUCAUGUCUGAGGCUAGAAAAUAAGGGGGUCUAGUGCGAAUAGCGGUGUCAGGGUGUCUCAGAUAAAUGCUAUCUCGAGUUCGUUGCAGGGACCAUCGUAUUAGGAUGAAAUAAGCACGAGGAUAGGUUAAAAUUGAAAUACGUUUACGCAUGCGUUUACACAGAAGGACGAACACAAAACUAAUGUAUGACGGAGGAGAGACAAUCGGUGACCAGCAAAAAGUAGUCAGAACUGGCGCGAAAGACAACUUGUUGGCCGCCCUUCCGCGGGAACGAAGUGUGACAGAAGCAAAUGAUAAAAUGAUAACACAAAGCAUGAAAAAAUGAUACAAUAAACAGAAAAAGGACUAUAAGGAAGAUAUGGAAAAAUUGGAGAUGCGAUAAUGAUAUAGUAGUAGCCAGAAGGGUGAGAAAAGUAUGGGUGAGAGAAACUUGUUGAUAUAAAGAGAAUGCGAGAAGCAAGCUACAAUAAAAUAUGAGAAAAUGUAGGGGUUGACAGACGACAACCACUGCAAAUGAUGUAUUUAUACAAAAAAGGCAAACUAAUUCUGUUUUCAUU